Rhea pennata is the source of this 543-nucleotide messenger RNA. RefSeq names its product MyoD family inhibitor domain containing 2 (gene MDFIC2). Lineage: Eukaryota; Metazoa; Chordata; Aves; Rheiformes; Rheidae. Bases 1 to 543 code for a protein of 180 amino acids. The record is from RefSeq and is a predicted model, not a curated record. The transcript is spliced from 3 exons.
AUGAAUCUGGAUGUUAAACAGAGACCAUCUGGCUUGCUUUGCAACAAGAUUAUGAGCCAUGAUAACCAGUUUACAAAUGAAAAGCAUACGGAUGAAAAGCCUGUGAAAGGUAUUGCUAUGAGUUCUGUCUCAGAAUUCAGCAUUACAGAUGCUUCAUCAAAGGAUACCAAAAAAGAGAAGAAAUUGUCAGGCUCCAGCACAUCAUCCAUUUCUUCCCUGGGGAAAUGCAGAAAGUUCACCUACAUUGAAGAUGACGCAUCAGUACAUCAGAGAGACAGUGACGAUGAAUGUGCAACACUUAUCCUGGCCUGCUUGUUCUGUCAGUUCUGGGACUUUCUUAUAAUGCUGCCUGAUACCUGUGAACAUUGGCUGAUAGAUACCUGUUGUCCAUCCAAUAGAUACUACCAGACCUCCAAUGAAGACCAUGCCAACAACGACUGCAACUGUGACUGUGACAUUGACUGCAGCCUUUUUGAGUCCUGUCAUGAGACUAGUGAGUGCCUGGAACUUGCCUUGGAGAUUUCUGAAAUCUGCUAUCGCUAA